AUGGAGAUGAAAGUGUACGGAAUCCACAGAAUUCGAGUAAGUUCAUACAUUUCUUUUACGGGAGGAAAAAUAGCAAAGUCAGGGGAGGACUCUUUCAUGCGAAACCGAGACCAUCUUAUGGUAUCUGCCAGAGAGGACAGGCUCCCAGCGUCUUCCAGGAUUCAACUUCCUCUCCCUGAGAUAGAGACUGUGCAAAUUACGAUCCCAAUCACUACAAAAGGAAGGGGAAGGAAGGGAAACGCCACAAUUGGUGGAGUCCUUUGCCUAGGGUGA
Messenger RNA from Arabis nemorensis, 273 nucleotides. NCBI's taxonomy places the organism in Eukaryota, Viridiplantae, Streptophyta, Magnoliopsida, Brassicales, Brassicaceae. The record is from the annotation of a GenBank genome assembly.